Lates calcarifer (barramundi perch) is the source of this 6470-nucleotide messenger RNA. Its product is annotated as rho guanine nucleotide exchange factor TIAM1-like. The record is from RefSeq and is a predicted model, not a curated record. Gene Ontology annotation, biological process: small GTPase-mediated signal transduction; positive regulation of axonogenesis; activation of GTPase activity. Gene Ontology annotation, cellular component: plasma membrane; synapse; cytosol. NCBI's taxonomy places the organism in Eukaryota, Metazoa, Chordata, Actinopteri, Centropomidae. Gene Ontology annotation, molecular function: guanyl-nucleotide exchange factor activity; protein binding.
AGAGAGAGAGAGAGAGAGAGAGUUGUCUGUGUUUUCUCACGUGAUUAUAAACCUAAACACUUCAACCUCCAUCUGUGCAUUUCUUAGCCACCUGACUGCCGAUUCGAGGUGAGGCGCAGCUGAUUGGCUGUGAGACAAAGUAAGUGGCAUUCUCGUGAUCCACUUGCACACCGUCUCCAAGGUCCGUGGGCUCCGCCCCCUCUCGGCGGUGUGGAAACAACACGCAUGGUCCGUAGACAGGCAGACCUUGGAGAGGCAGCUCAGAGACGCGGAUGGGCAACACCGGCGUGUGAAACAUGAAGCUUUCUGUGUCAGUGCGGGAGCAGUCAGAUCCCGACGGUGGCGGUGACAGAGCUUUGUGGAUUGUACCAGCAGCCCAAGGACUGAACUGUCUGAAGAUCCAGUGACAAACAAAAUGCCAGAAAAAACAUUACCAUCUUGCAGCCUUUGAAUCAUGGGAAAUGUCGAGAGCCAGAAUGGGGACCAUGGCCUCUACGGUAACGAGCGUGGCUAUCUGUCACGUAAGCACAUGUCUCGUUCUCUUCGCAUCUCGAACAAGCAGUCCAGACGCUCUCGACAUGCUUCAUCAGGGAAAAUAGAGCACAGGAACUCUGAGACGAGCACGCGCUCCAGUAGCACCCCCAGCAUCCCACAAUCCCUGGCUGACAAUGGCCUGGAACCUUUCAAUGAGACAAAUAUCCUCCCAGACUUUGGAAGCCCCAUUUGGGUAGAUCGUGUGGCCAUGAAUUUGCGGCCUGUGUCCUUUCACAAUGACCUGGCCAAUCCCUCGGUGCACAUGAAUACAAUGCACAUAACUUUACCCGGCCCCACUGCAGAGGAGGUGCAGGACGAAGAUGUGUACACAGGCGAGGUAACAUACCUCCAGAAAACCCGGGACGGGACAAAGGAGACCAUCAGUUUCAAGAAGAAGAGGUCCAAGUCUGCAGACAUGUGGCGAGAUGACAGCCUGGAGUUCUCCCUGUCGGACCUCAGCCAAGAACACCUGACCAGCACAGAGGAAAUCAUAGACACCGCCAACGAGAGAGACUUCACUGACUGCGAAGGCCACCUGCAGUCCAGCCCCACAGACUCCACCGAUAGGGCAAACUCCCUGGACGAACUGUACAGCCAGAAGAGCCCUGCCCGCAGGCAACCCCAUGGCCGCUAUGCCAAGUGGCACGAUGCCAACAGGGCUAUCAGGGAGGGCGAGGAUGACAAGAUGCUCUCCCCAUCUGAGGAGGAUGGGAACGCUUACGGUGCAUUUACACUUCCUUGCCGGCGUUCCCACUGCCUGUCCGAAGGCCUGAGCAGCCACCAAGCUGCCAUGUGUGCCAGUAUGCAGGGCAGGAGGGCACAGACUAUACAGGAUGUCACAGCCGGGGAGGGCAGCGAGUACGAGGACAGCGGCAUCGAUGGGGUGACAGUGGAGGCCGAGCACCAGUCGAGACGUUACAAGACCAUGUCAGCCUCCUUCUCCGUGUGCUCGGCGCACGGUAGGAGCAUGUUCGCAGGCAGUGACAGCGGCAGCAGCAGCGGUGGCGGCGGGGCCAGCGAGGGCGUGCAGGGUGUGUACGAGAACUUUCGUCAGGAACUGGAGAUGAGCUCCUGCCAGACCGAGAGCUUGGAGGAGGCCGGGUCUGCUUUAAGUGACGAGCAGAGCACUAUGAGCUCGGCCUACCAGUCUGACCCGUUGCUCAGUGUCGCCCAGGGGAUGGUGCGCAAGGCCGGCAGGCUCGCCGUCAAGAACUUCCUCGUGCACAAGAAGAACAAGAAAGUGGAGUCGGCUACAAGGCGCAAGUGGAAGAGUUACUGGGUUUCCCUGAAAGGUUGCACUCUGUUCUUCUAUGAGACUGAUGGUCGUUCAGGGAUCGAUAACAACAGUAUUCCCAAACAUGCCAUCUGGGUAGAGAACAGUAUUGUCCAGGCUGUGCCAGAGCACCCCAAGAAGGACUUUGUGUUCUGUCUCAGCAACUCCCUGGGAGAUGCUUUUCUAUUCCAGACCUGCAGCCAGACAGAGCUGGAGAACUGGAUCACAGCCAUCCACUCAGCAUGUGCCACCGCCGUCGCCCGCCAGCACCACAGAGAGGACACGGUCCGGCUGCUUCGCGCCGAGAUCAAAAAGCUGGAGCAGAAGAUUGACAUGGACGAGAAAAUGAAGAAGAUGGGAGACAUGCAACUGUCUGCCGUUACCGACACCAAGAAGAGAAAGACGAUCCUGGAUCAAAUCUUCCUGUGGGAGCAGAACCUAGAGCAGUUUCACAUGGAUCUAUUCCGCUUCAGGUGCUACCUGGCCAGCCUGCAGGGAGGAGAGCUGCCCAACCCCAAACGCCUCCUGGCCUUUGCCUCUCGUCCCACCAAGCUGGCAAUGGGCCGGCUCGGUAUAUUCUCUGUCUCCUCCUUCCAUGCAUUGGUGGCAGCUCGCACCGAGACUGGAGUGAGACGCCGUACACAGGCCAUGUCUCGUUCCGGCAGCAAGCGGAAGAGCAGGUUCUCCUCCCUCUGGGGUCUGGACACUACCUCAAAGAAAAAGACAAAAGCCCAUCCCACUAUCAACCAGGUCUUUGCUGAUGGCGAAGAGCCAGUGAAAAAGCCCAUAGAUGGCAUAUAUGUCGAUCCUGCUAAGGAACACAGAAAAAAUGAGGAGGGAACUGUAAAAAGCCUUCCACGGCCCAGCACGGAGAGUGACAUCUGGGUCCCUGACCACCUCACCCCCUCCUGGGUGUGUCUGCCAAAUGACCAGCCGGUGCUAACAAUCAUCCAACCAGGGGAGUCUGCACUGUGCGUUCUGGAAACCAUCUGCAAGGCUCACCAGCUCGAUCCCACCAAGCACUAUUUGCGACUCAAAUUCCUUAUCGAAAACCAAGUGCAAUUCUACAUUCCUAAACCAGAGGAGGAUGUGUGCGACUUGCUCUACAAAGAAAUUGAGCUCUGCUCCAAAAUAACAAAAGUAAUCCAGUUUGACAGAGAUGAAUCCUGCAUGAUUGGUUACGGUUUCUCCAUUUCAGUGGUGGAGGAGGACGGAGUACAGCAGCUCUACAUCACCGAUGUGAAGGCGGGUGGAUUAGCCUUCGCCAAAGGUCUAAACGCAGGGGAUGAAAUACUUCAGCUGAACGGAAAAGACUCUCACAGUCUCAACUUCUCAGACAUGAAGGCAGCGUUCUCUCAAGCCUCUCUGGCUUUGACGGUCAACACCCUGCCUUCCGUGGACCGCCGUCAGCUGUGCUACGUGCCGCCUCGCCGCUCGGAUGCAGAGGAAGAUCUCUACACUGACAUCUUCUCCCAGAGUCAAGAGGAGAUCCUGGACGAUGGGGUGGGACUGUUGCUGGAGAGCUCAGGGGACAGCCUGGAUGACGACUCGGAGAUCUUCAGUGAGUUUGAUGAGUGCAGAAAGAGUACGGAGCAGGUCGCUGCUUUCUGCCGCAGUCUCCAUGACAUGAAUCCCUCGGAGUGUGUGUCCUCAUCGCCUAGCCCGGACUCGCCCUUCCCACCUCCUGCAACUCCCCGACAGCUCUCCGAUGCCGACAAGCUCCGCAAAGUCAUCUGUGAGCUCGUGGAGACCGAACGAACCUAUGUUAAAGAUCUCAAUUGCCUCAUUGGGAGAUAUUUAACCCCACUGCAGAAAGAGACCUUCCUCACUCAGGAUGAGCUGGAUGUACUGUUUGGGAACUUGCCGGAGAUGGUGGAGUUCCAAGUUGAGUUUCUCAAGACCCUGGAGGAUGGGACCAGACUGGUUCCAGAUCUGGAGAAGCUGGAGAGAGUGGAUCAGUUUAAGAAAAUCCUCUUCUCCCUCGGAGGCUCUUUCCUGUACUAUGCAGACCGUUUUAAAAUCUACAGUGCUUUUUGCGCCAGCCACACCAAAGUCCCUAAGGUCCUCGUAAAGGCCAAAACGGACCCUGAUUUCAAGGCCUUCCUGGAUGAGCGUAACCCCAAACAGCAGCACUCCUCCACUCUGGAAUCAUACCUAAUCAAACCCAUUCAGCGGGUGCUGAAGUAUCCCCUCCUGCUGAAGGAACUCUACUCGCUCACAGACCCAGACAGUGAGGAACACUACCACCUGGACGUUGCCAUGAAAGCCAUGAACAAAGUUGCCAGCCACAUUAAUGAGAUGCAGAAGAUCCAUGAGGAGUUUGGAGCGGUGUUCGAUCAGCUGAUCACGGAGCAGAGUGGUGAAAAGAAGGAGGUUGCUGAUCUGUCUAUGGGUGACUUGCUACUCCACACCAGCGUGACCUGGAUCAACCCCCCUGCCUCCUUAGGAAAAUGGAAGAAAGAGCCCCAGAUGGCUACAUUUGUUUUCAAAACGGCAGUCGUCUUUAUUUGCAAGGACGGGUCCAAGCAGAAGAAGAAAAUGGGUGGCUCCCAUCGAGUCUCUGUAUCCUCAGAUGAAAAAGACCCAUUCCGAUUCCGUCACAUGAUCCCAACCGACGCCCUUCAAGUCAGGUCCUUAGCCAAUACAGAUGGCGAGGGCUCUGCUGUGUGCGAGAUUGUCCACACAAAGUCGGAAUCGGAGGGAAGGCCAGAGAGGACAUUUCAGCUGUGCUGUAGCUCCCCAGAGAGUAGAAAAGACUUUCUGAAGACGGUCCAUUCCAUCUUGAGAGAAAAGCACCGCCGUCAGCUCUUAAAAACAGAGAGUUUACCCCUCAACCAGCAGUACGUGCCCUUUGGAGGGAAGCGUCUCUGCGCCCUGAAGGGAGCCCGCCCAGCCAUAAAUAGAGCAGCAUCUGCCCCAACAAGGACUCUGGGCAGGAGGAAGCUUGUGCGCAACCGCUUCACGAUUGACACCGACAUCGUUUUUGAUGGAGAACCCGAGCAACACCUUGCUUCACCGCAGGAACCCGACUCAAAUCGGCUGCAGCAGGGGGACCAACCAGAUCAGCAGCAGUCUGAGUUAGCAGGUGACACCGACCGUUGGGUGGAAGAACAGUUUGACCUAGAAGAAUACGAGGACCGGGACGAGGUGAAGGAGACAGACAUCCUGAGUGACGACGACGACGAGUUCUGUCAGACGCCCAGAGCUCCAUCCACCGAGGCCAGCUUAGAGGCCCCCAUCAUGGCUUUGUCCUUGGAGGGUGAGGAAACAGAGGAAGGUGAGAGCCUUACAUCCCCGACAGUCAGCGAGACACACGACGAUGUGAAGCUGGCCGACGCGGAGAAGCAGAGCGCUGUGAACGAUGACGACAUCGAGGAACAAAAGCAAGCAGAGAAGGAUGAGAUUUGGGUACGAAGGGAGCAAUCAGUUUCAUCCCCAGACUGUGGCACAUAAAGGCUGAAGAGGACAGGCAGAUAGCAUAUGUUUUAUCAGCUUUACAUGGGCUCCAUUAAGAUCAGUCAUCAGUCCUCACUAACAAUGCAUGGGCAUUGACGUAUAUAUCACACAGCUAGUAGAAGAUAUAUCCUUCCUUACCUUACUUUUUGCGGACUGCUAUUUGUACAGGUAAGAUCAUGAGUGGAGCAAUACAGGAAUCCAGAAUGAGGGAGCUCUAUCCCAAAUCAAAUGCUGUUACAUAAAAGUCAAGCGUAAGCUUUGAGAGAUGAAUGGUACAAUCAUGGAAUCUAAUCAGUCGCUUUGAUUGGCAUGGUUUGCACAUUUGGGCAGCAUUCUAUAGUCCUGCCUGCUGUUGCCAAAUUUGGGUAUUCUAAGAACAUUAAUAUUGUUUUGUCUGUGUGACUCAGAGAUAUUAUCAUAGUUAAGGGCUGUAUAUUAUUUGUCCUUAAAGAAAUAGAAUAAAUAAUUGCAAAGGACAGUCUUGUCUUGCAUCGUUUACUGUACUUGUACAUUUUCACAUGAAUAUACACUGACAUGUUUUGGGAACAGAUUUCCUGCUUAUGUGUAAUAUAUGAUUUUGAUCCCUUGUUUUACAGACUUAAAGCUAUCUUUUUAGCCUGGAAAAUAUUUUGUUUGAUCUCUUGUUACAUUUAAUAGUGGAAUUAUGUAAUAGCUCCUAUGUCACAGAGGCUGGGGGAUUAUAAUUUGUUUUAAUUUAACAUAAUCCUGUUUUACUUGAAUUUGCAUUUGCUGUUUCAUGUCUUUUUAUUUACUGUGAAACCACAUUAUUGUUUUUUUUUCAGUAUUGCCAUUCAAAGAACACUUGACAUUAUAUUCAUUCCUAACAUUUCACGUGCACACUCUGUAUUGUAGAGAAUUUGCACAUCAGCUACUUUAAAAGGUCUUGUGUGUUCAAAAAGAUUGUUCACCUGUAAUGGAUUACAAAGCAAUGUUUUUUUUAAUUUAUUUAGAUGUAAAUUAAUUUGUUAGCAAAACAGCAUAAGUAAUCUUUUUUUUUUCCACAAAGAAAGUCCAAAUUUGCUCAAGCAAUCAAGGGGAAAGACUCGCAAUAUGCUUGAAGAGAGAAAGAAGUCAUACUUGUAAACAACUCAUUGUGCUACUAAGACUGCAUUUUUAUUACUGUGUGUAUAUAGAAAAAUGUAUUGAUAUCAUAAUAAAUACAGUUGUUUCCUACUUAUAAUUCAAA